Molecule: messenger RNA, 3087 nt
Organism: Ruditapes philippinarum (Manila clam)
Lineage: Eukaryota; Metazoa; Mollusca; Bivalvia; Venerida; Veneridae
Product: glutamate receptor 2-like
Biological process (GO): monoatomic ion transport; modulation of chemical synaptic transmission; synaptic transmission, glutamatergic
Cellular component (GO): plasma membrane; postsynaptic membrane
Molecular function (GO): glutamate-gated receptor activity; transmitter-gated monoatomic ion channel activity involved in regulation of postsynaptic membrane potential
Source: RefSeq, a predicted model, not a curated record
AUGCGGAAAUGUCUUGGAAGACUUUUCUUUAUUUUAAUGUUGAUGGAAGUGUGUGAUUGUCAGAAUUAUAUACCGGAUGGCGUCAUUGUUCCUAUUGGUGCAAUUUUUACAGAGGAAGAUAGGCUAGCUAAGACGGCAUUCAGAUAUGCUCUGUCUAAACAUAAUGAUAUUAAGACAAAUCCUUUUGCCUUAUCAGCUUACAUAGACGAAAUAGACGUUUCCGAUAGCUUCACACUAGCGUCGGCAAUUUGUGACAGAAUGGCUGAUGGAGUAUUUCUAUUUUUCGGCGUAAAAAAUAUGACGUCACUAGAUAUUGUUCAGUCAUUCACAAAAACGUUCCACAUGCCUUACCUCUCUCCGAGCACAUCGAUGUGGACGCCAAAAUCACCGGACGGAUUUGAGGUGCACAUGAAACCAGACUACUCCCUGGCCAUUCUUGCAUUGAUCCUUUCCCUGGAGUGGCCAAAAGUGCAUUAUGUAUACGAUUCUGAUGAAGGUCUACAGCAUAUGCAGGAUGUAUUAUCGAACUUAAGAGACCAAAUGGAAAGCGGGUUUCACCCAUUUGACAUCAAAAUUGUGGCGCGAAGGAUAUACAAUAUCACGCAUGCGCAUGAUGAACUACGGCAGCUAGAUAAAGUUGAGGCAGAUCUGGACAAGCAUAAAUUUAUUGUGUUUGACCUCUCAUCUGAAAAAGCAUAUAAACACAUUUUACGACAGAUACCAGAAGUUGGAAUGAACAAAGAUGGUUACCAUUACCUUGUGGCCACAUUGGACUUCGCAAAUAUGGACAUGAGCCGUUAUAUUCAUGGAGGUGUAAACAUAACGGGUUUCCAGUUAAUUGACUUAGAGAGCAAAGUUCUUACAAACUUUAUUAAAGAAUGGAAUAAUAUUGACCACAGUUCACUUCCAGAUGCACGAGACACACUGUCGGAUACCACAUUAACGUACGAAGCUGCAUUGGCCGUUGAUGCGAUAUUUGUGGUAGAAAGAGCUCUAAAAGCCAUGGUGACAGAAAACCCGAAAAUAUUCAAAUCUACGUUUCGACGUAAAGAGGUUUACAAUAACAACAGAACAAAAGGAAUACCGUGUACAACGAAUCCACCUAUACCGUGGAUGCAUGGGGAAGCUAUCAUGGCUCAUAUAAAAACGCUUGAUUUCGAAGGACUUACGGGACGUAUAAAAUUUGAUGAGGACGGAUAUCGGGAGGACUAUAGAUUAAAUGUUUUUACUGUUGGCCUUGACACUGGACCAACAAAGCUUGGAUCAUGGACUCCAAGUGAUUUAAAAUUUAAAGGCCUGCAUGACAAUCCUGACGAUGAUUAUUACGAUCCUAAUGAAGAGAGACCUAUCAUUAUUACAAGUAUUAUAGCAGCUCCAUUUUUGAUGAAAAAGACGCCGGAUGAAAAGACUGGCAAAGCUUGGCUUGGAAAUGAAAGAUAUGAAGGUUACGUGAAGGAUCUUGCGGAUAAGAUAAGUGAAAAAUAUAAAUUUGAGUACGAGCUGCAAAUUGUUAAGGACGGGCAAUAUGGCGCGAAGUUAAAAAAUGGCACGUGGGACGGGAUGGUUGGGGAAUUAAUGCGAUCUCAAGCAGAUAUCUGUAUUGCACCAUUAACCAUUACUUACGACAGGGAAAAGGUCGUUGAUUUCUCUAAACCGUUUAUGAAUUUCGGAAUCAGUAUUAUGAUUAAGAAACCGGAGAUCAUGAAACCAGGGGUAUUUUCAUUUAUGGAACCAUUAGAGACAAAAAUUUGGAUCUGUAUUGUUUUUGCAUACAGUUCAGUGAGUGUUGGAUUAUUCUUGAUUGGAAGAUUCAGUCCAUUUGAAUGGAAUACCUCUAAUAGCGGGCCAAUAGGAGAUCAUUUUGGAAUACUUAACUCCUUAUGGUUUGCCAUGGGAGCCCUUAUGUUACAAGGAAGUGAUUCUUGUCCGAGAUCAUUUUCCGGACGAGUGAUAGGAACUGUAUGGUGGUUUUUCGUGUUGAUUAUAAUAUCUUCAUACACUGCCAAUUUAGCUGCUUUUCUUACAAUUGAACGAAUGUUUGUGCCCAUUGAGUCGGCAGAUGAUCUAUCAUUGCAGACAGAUAUCAAAUAUGGGGUGUUAGUUUCAGGAUCUACAAAACAAUUUUUCAAGAACUCUAAAGUGCCUGUUUAUGCUCGAAUGUGGGCAUAUAUGGAAAGUAACCCUUCUGUCUACGUCAAGUCUAAUGAUGAAGGUAUUGAACGGGUGAAGAAAUCAAAAGGAAAAUAUGCUUAUUUACUUGAGUCUCCGUUAAAUGAGUAUGAAAACAGUAAGGAACCAUGUGACACGAUGAAAGUUGGGCCUAACCUAAAUUCCAAAGGAUACGGCAUAGCUACACGGAAAAAUUCACCGUUGAGUGAUGAAAUGAACAUGGCAGUUCUUAUGUUGAUGGAGAUGUUACCAAAGUUAAAAAGAACUUGGUGGAAGGACAAAGGUGUCUGCGCCAUGAGCUCUGAUUCCUCUGGUAAAAGAGAACUUUCUCUGAGCAAUGUUGCCGGGAUAUUCUACAUUCUAGUUGGUGGUCUUGCCGUUGCUGUUGUUAUGGCCAGUAUAGAGUUUUUAUGCACAAAAACCAAGUUUUUAGAAAAGACGUCUUAUAUUAAGGCUACUGAAACUGUUACAACUUUGCUCAGCCAUGCUUCAAAUGAACGAGAGAAUGGUGACAUCGGUAACGAUCAUUCAAACAACACCAUGAAAUGCAGUGAAAAACAAGAGUCAACGUUUAACUAUUCAACUCCACCACCUUGCAUCGGAUUUGAACACUUUACACAAGGCCAAACAGAAUUGUGAUACAAUUGUUAUACUCUUGAAUGUACAUAAUUGAUUUAUAGAAGUGCAUAUAUUAAUCUCAAAACAACAACGAAGGUCAUAGGCGAAGGUCAUAGGUGCAGAUACAAGUUUGCCAUUGCCAAAAGAUGGGCACCUGCUUGAUGAGUAUCUGUCAAUAAAGAAAAGAAUACGAGAUAUAUGAAACGACACAGACGAUCCAUCAUCCAGUAUGUCUUCAAGACUCUAAUUGUUUCCUGAAAUAGUUAAUGUAAAAUGCAGACGUAUGUAACAGUUUAAAAA